Molecule: messenger RNA, 2063 nt
Organism: Lucilia sericata (common green bottle fly)
Lineage: Eukaryota; Metazoa; Arthropoda; Insecta; Diptera; Calliphoridae
Product: heterogeneous nuclear ribonucleoprotein L-like
Exons: 5
Coding region: 1280-1819 (179 amino acids)
Biological process (GO): regulation of RNA splicing
Cellular component (GO): nucleus
Molecular function (GO): mRNA binding
Source: RefSeq, a predicted model, not a curated record
AGAGGAAAUUUGUUCAGUACGUAUUGUACUUUGAAGCGCAACGGAGGUAUUUAAACGGAUCUUAUAGUUAACAGUGUUGUAAGAAAAUAUAUAAAAAAAGAUACAAGUUAAAUAGAAAACAACAACAGAAAAGUGUUUUAAGGCAGAAACAUAUGAAUGUGAAAACCUAUAAGAAAAUAAAGAAUUGAAUUAAUUGGCGAAAAGUAGAGAGAAAAUAAAAACAGUGAAAAACCAAUUAGAAAAAUUAUUAACAAAAAAAGGAAUUUUAAUUUAACAAAAAAAGAAUUUCCAUUUUUAAGGGAAAUAACCAACUAACGGUUAAAACUAAAGCAAAAGAUAAAGUAAAAGAAACAAAACAGCUAAAUAAGCAAAAACAUAACGAAGAAAAAGAAACCUAAAGAAAAAUUGCAAACAUUUUUUUGAAAGUUGUAAAGUUUUUAAACAUAAUAUAGUGUGUGUGUGUGUUUUUAACAAUAAAUUGCAGUUUUUUUAAUGAAUUUUUUUCUCUUUAUUACAACAAUAACAGCAAACAAAAAAGUUUAUUAUAACAACAAAGUGAAAGUGUGAAAAUUAAAAAAAAAACCUAAAGCUGAAGAAAUCUUUACAAAAAGGAAAAGCCAAAAACAAAUAUUGCAAUCAACAGAAAAAAAGGAAAAUUUGUUAAAAUCUAGACACAUUUUUAACAAAACUUGUUCGCUAAAACGGUUUAUAAUAAUCUCUUUAAAACCUUAAACACAAAGCGGCAUUUGAACAAAAAACAAACGAUUAAACAACAAUUUAAAAAUAUCAUAAAAACAAAAACAACUUUAAAACGGAAGUGUUUAAAAAAAUACAUAAAAACUCUUCAAAAAAUCUAACAAAAAUAGAAAAAAAAACCGAAAUAAAUUUUAACAAAAUUCAACAGAAUUAAUAUAAAAAAACACACAAACAACAAUAAUAAAUAAAAAAUUUCUUGCUACAACAAAUAAGAAAAAAAAUUACUAAAGAAAAUUCAAAAAAACCAACGGAAAUUGAAUCUUAAUUAGACAAAAUAAAAUAUUUUAAACAACUUUAAGCUUAACGUUUUAACACUUACCCCCCCACAAAAAAGUGUUUAAACGUUUAAAACUCUAAUAAAACCAAAAAAAAAAACUAAUAACUCUAACGCCUAACGCGCUUAUUAUUUCGAUUUUUAAAUCGAAAUAAACGUAAAUUUUCGUUCGUACGCGUUUUAACGUAAACCGCCAAAAUAAUUCACCAACAAACUCUCGCCGAAAUUAAUUUCGCAACGGCGACCACAAUGCCAUACAACGGGGCAACUAAUGGUAGUAGCGGUGGUGGUGGCGGCGGCUUAAUAGUCAGUGAUGGGCCGCAGAAUAAAAAGAUACGCACCGGGGUGCAGCAGUCGGGCGAAGGAGAUGCUCAUAUGCAUGCUAGGCCCGCCCAACAACAGAAUCAACAGCAACCAUUGUUGAAUAAAUCAAAUGAUGAUUUAAGAAGAAAACGCCCAGAAGCAGCACGGCCAAAUCAUAUUCUAUUAUUCACCAUUAUAAAUCCCUUCUAUCCCAUCACAGUUGAUGUUCUACACAAAAUAUGUAAUCCACAUGGCCAGGUCUUGCGUAUUGUUAUAUUCAAAAAGAACGGUGUCCAAGCUAUGGUGGAAUUUGAUUGUUUAGAAUCGGCCACAAGAGCUAGAGAAAAUUUAAAUGGUGCUGAUAUAUAUUCGGGUUGCUGCACAUUGAAAAUUGAUUAUGCUAAGCCGGAGAAAUUGAAUGUUUAUAAAAAUGAACCAGAAACCAGCUGGGAUUAUACUUUGACUACAGGUGAGUUUGAGUUUUAACGUUUUUAUUAGUUUUUAUCUGUAGUUUUUAUUAUUAUUUUUUAAAUUUAUGAUUUAUUGCACUUUUCCAAAGAAAAACUUUUAUCAAAUAUAAAACAAACUAAUUCUCAAUAAAUUCAGAAACUACUCUUUUUCAUAAAUUUUUACACUUUCGUAUGAUUUUUAUUAGUAAAAAAAAGAGAAAAUUUGAUUAAAUGCCAUUUUUGCUGUAAACUAUAGACCAGAUCAGACUAUAGUCUGAAAU